CGCUGACAAAAGUACAAAGAAGGCCUUUAUUCGAAAUGGUCGAUAUAGCCAUAAAAAGGCAGAAGGGAAGGUGAGUUAUCGAUAUCUAUACUUUUUACCUCUUCGAAAAACUUCUCACCCAAAAUCUUCAAAAUGGACUCCCGACUCUACCGGUUCCUCUCCAUCUUCACAUUCAAAUCCAACCCCUCGCCGUCGCCAGCACCAUCAACAAAAUUAACAAAACGCUCACUUGCAAAGCGCAAAAAGGUUUGUUUUGGCCCCGUCGUUGAAAUGCCCGAAGGCUUCCUCUCAGAGCAACCGACCCUUCGAACCAUCAACCUAUCCCCCGCCGAGGCCUGCAAGCCGAUCAUCAAGCCACCUACCGCACUGGACUUGGAAAUGUUUCAUAAGAAUCUCUGGGCGAUGGUUUCCCAGGCGGACCAGAGGAUCAAUCUCAACUAUCAGUAUUAUUUGAGUCAUGGUGAGGAUGAAUUGCUGAGUGAGUUGAUGAUGGAGGAGGAACAGCUGAUGUACAGUGCAGCAAAACAGAGAGUGAGACAAGAUGGCUCAUCGGUGAACAUCGAGUUGAAUCUUCAUGUCAAGAAGGUUUCAAAGGCGAAGAAGAUCAGAGGGACGUUGAAGAGAUCGUCUAAGAGGAGUAGGCGUCGCUAAGUCUUGGAAGACCUUGUGCUUACCUGAAGACCGAGAACCAUCCUAGCGAUAAACGGAGAUUUGCGAUUAGAAACUCGUUAUGAGUCGACGACACUUGAAGGGUCGGUGAACCCAGAUCAUCAUCACCAAGACUGCUUUACUGGGUUCAUU
Aspergillus wentii DTO 134E9 is the source of this 801-nucleotide messenger RNA. RefSeq lists its product as uncharacterized. Lineage: Eukaryota; Fungi; Ascomycota; Eurotiomycetes; Eurotiales; Aspergillaceae. Bases 133 to 651 code for a protein of 172 amino acids. The transcript has a single exon. The record is from RefSeq and is a predicted model, not a curated record.